This is a messenger RNA of Gymnodraco acuticeps, 6696 nucleotides long. RefSeq lists its product as uncharacterized. Gene Ontology annotation, biological process: regulation of transcription by RNA polymerase II; cell differentiation; transforming growth factor beta receptor signaling pathway. Gene Ontology annotation, molecular function: I-SMAD binding; DNA-binding transcription factor activity, RNA polymerase II-specific; RNA polymerase II cis-regulatory region sequence-specific DNA binding. The record is from RefSeq and is a predicted model, not a curated record. Gene Ontology annotation, cellular component: heteromeric SMAD protein complex. Lineage: Eukaryota; Metazoa; Chordata; Actinopteri; Perciformes; Bathydraconidae.
CAGCAUCAUGUCAGUGAACCCUCCGAGCAGCAAUGACGCCUGCCUCAGCAUCGUGCACAGCCUCAUGUGCCACAGGCAGGGCGGGGAGAACGAGGGCUUCGCCAAGCGGGCCAUCGAGAGCCUGGUGAAGAAGCUGAAGGAGAAGAAGGACGAGCUGGACUCGCUCAUCACCGCCAUCACAACCAACGGCGUACAUCCCAGCAAGUGUGUGACCAUCCAGAGGACGCUGGAUGGACGGCUGCAGGUGGCGGGGAGGAAAGGUUUUCCUCACGUCAUUUAUGCACGGUUGUGGCGCUGGCCCGACCUCCACAAAAAUGAACUCAAGCAUGUCAAGUUCUGCCAGUAUGCCUUUGACCUGAAGUACGACAACGUCUGCGUCAACCCCUACCACUACGAGAGGGUGGUGUCGCCUGGCAUCGUUGGUCUCAGCCUUCAAAACACAGCAGCAGCCGGCGGCGGCCUGAUCAAAGAGGAGUACAUCCAUGACUGCAUACAGAUGGACCUCCCGCCUGGCAUGCCUCUGUCUGACCACCAAGCAGCCCUGAAGCUCCCUCCUGCAGACCUCUAUGGGCAUCCACAGCUCUCCUCUGAGCCCCAUGGACCCCCACCCGUCACCAGAUACAACCUGCCUGUCUCACCCAAAGUGUCCGGCUCCGGCUCCAUGCUGCCUCUGCAGGGGGGCCACCCUGACGGACGGCUCCAAACGCCAUCUCCACAGGCUCAGGGCAUGACCCCGGCUCCACGACCUCUGACCCCGACCCAACCCACUCCUCAGCAACAGGCUGGCCAGCAACCCUCACAGCCCCCCCACCCACAGCAGCCCCCCCUACCUCCUUCUCACUCGCAUGGACAGAACGGGUACAGCAGCAAUAAACACUCUCAGAGCCAGGCGGCCUUCCACACAGUGUGGACCGGCAGCAGCACAGCCUCCUACACUCCUAUAGGACCCCAGCAGAAUGGGCAGGGUCACCAACAACCCCCCCUCCAUCAUGCCAACCACCACUGGUCCCAGCAUCAUGGCACCACCUCUUUCCCUCCAUCUGUGUCCAACCACCCAGGACCAGAGUUUUGGUGCUCCAUCUCCUACUUUGAAAUGGACGUUCAGGUGGGGGAGAUGUUCAAGGUGCCCUCCAGCUGCCCGGUGGUCACCGUGGACGGUUACGUCGACCCGUCAGGAGGAGACCGCUUCUGCCUCGGCCAGCUGAGCAACGUCCACCGCACAGACGCAAGUGAAAGAGCCAGGUUGCACAUAGGUAAAGGCGUGCAGCUGGAGUGCCGUGGGGAGGGCGAUGUGUGGAUGCGCUGCAUGAGCGACCACGCUGUGUUCGUACAGAGCUACUACCUGGACAGAGAGGCCGGCCGGGCCCCAGGGGACGCUGUGCACAAGAUCUACCCCGGGGCCUACAUCAAGGUGUUUGACCUGCGGCAGUGCCACAGACAGAUGCAGCAGCAGGCAGCGACUGCGCAGGCUGCAGCGGCUGCGCAGGCUGCUGCUGUGGCAGGAAACAUCCCCGGGCCAGGCAGCGUCGGAGGCAUCGCACCUGCAGUUAGUCUGUCUGCAGCCGCAGGCAUCGGGGUGGACGACCUGAGGCGUCUGUGUAUCCUGCGGCUCAGCUUCGUAAAGGGUUGGGGGCCCGACUACCCCCGGCAGAGCAUCAAACACACCCCCUGCUGGGUGGAGGUCCACCUGCACCGCGCUCUGCAGCUGCUGGACGAGGUGCUGCACACUAUGCCAUUGGCAGACCCAGGGCCUGCUAACUGAGGACCAACAUGUUCAAUCUGAACUGUAUGAAUGUGCACACGCACUCACACGCUCACACACUCUCACACACACACACACACACACACACACACACACACACACACACACACACACACACACACACACCUGUUGCCAAAUAUGCUAUUAAAUUGAUACACGAAGCAAAUCAAUGAGAAAUACAGGAAACAUCGAGGACCAAUAACAUUAUGCUUUUAACAAUCAAUGCACACACACUGCAACCAAACUGUCUGCGGCCACACACACACACACACACACACACACACACACACACACACACACACACACACACACACACACACACACACACACACACACAUGUUUCUAGUGCUUUACUCUGCAAUCUAAAGUCAAACACAAGGGAGGAAAGAUUCUGACUAACCGUGUCUGUUCUGAAGACAUUUGUAUGCACUGCAGAAAUCCAGUUUCCCCAUAUGCAAUUGGGAUUUCUUGAAAUUGUAGCAGUGUUCUGCAAAUUCAUUCAUGACAAAACACAGACAUGUCAAAAGUAAUGGAGUUAAUUCACAGUGAAUACACACAGUGUUACAGGUGUGUUUGGGUGGCAGAUGGAUGGAUAAAGGAGCCCAGUGUUUAUGUCAUCUCUGUGCUCGUACUGUAUGUCCAUCUCAACUCAAACUGUUAGCAUCGAUAGCUGGUUAGCCCUCUUAUUACGCUCAGCUCAAGCUAUAUUAUUUUUGUACCAAAAGACUAAAAAGCCAAAAACAUUUAGCUUUAAGUAGUGUUGUUGUUCUUUGUAAUGAAACAGUGCUACCCUGUAUGUAACCAAAAGCCAAAAUACCUCAUAACUACAGUGCAAAGUCAUGAUUACGUUCUCCGCCUGAAGCGCACACACUGUUCUUCACUGACUGGCUGAAGUGGGUGAGAGCAGCCCUCUGUUAGCAUUCUGGCUCCAACACUCCCUUAGUUUGCGUUCCUUUAGCUUUAUGAUGUAGCGUGCUGUGCUGUGCAGAACUUGAUGAUUGGACCGAUGAGCAGAACUUAUACCGAUGACUGAAUAGCUCCGGAGACAGAAACCUGAGUGCCUCUCUGUUCUCAUCUCUGAAGUGUGCUCACUCUAUUUCAAUCAGAGCCCUGUUUUUUAUAUGUGGCCCAACCAAAGCAAACUAUCAUGCUAAUAUCGGGCUCAAGUGAUCCUGCUUUUAAUCAUGCAGCUAAUAGAGUGGUGCACUGGUGACAUUUGUGUAGGCUGACCCCGGAAGAUAGCAUCGCUAGACCUCUUGAUAAAAAAGAAUGGGAUUUUUUAUUGGAUUUGGGAAUUUUGCAGAAAAUAAUCUCUGUGGAAAACACAUGUUUAUGAUACUUACCUGUUUUGUUCAACAGGAUUAUCUCCACAUAUUAAAACCACUUUAGCAUUUUUUUGAAGUGGAAGCAAUCACCAGUCAAAACCUAAUGUUAUAAACAAAUUCAAUCAACAUUGCAUGGCUGUGCGUUACCAAAUGUGCAGCGUGAUGACGUUUAGUCAUCACAUUUAGCCACUCGUUAGCAACCGCUGUCUUUAUGACACAUACAAGCAGGGGCGCUUCAUGUUGUCGUUGUUGUGGACCAAUUUAAUCAACCUUCUUUGGGGGCCCUUUCUGGUCCGGGGCCCCAAGCAGUUGCCUGCCUUGCCUGUUGGCAAGCAGCGCCCCUGCAUACAAGCUUCAGAUAUUUACACGUGGGGUAUUUACUGACAUAAAAAACAUUAAAAUCUCCUUAGCUUGUGGUAACCACAGACCUUAUUUCAGGGUUUCAACCACAAACAUGUUCAAAAAACUGUUGAUUCCAAGACGAGGGAACCGGAGGUGCUAAAAUGCGGACUCAUUUCAGGGUUUCAGGACUCAUUCCUGCACCGCUCUGUUUGGUUAUUUGGAAGCAAAGGAUAGAUUUGUUGAUCCCUAAUUAAGUUAUCUUUAAAAAAAACAAAUGAUGCGCUCUUCUUUUAUAAUUAAAGUCAAAUAAGUACAGAGUUGAACCAUACGCAGCAUUUAGAUGAUUGGCUGUGUGCUGAUCAUGUGAUCGUGGUUACAUGAGGUUGAUUAAAGUUAGUCCUUCACAAUGUUUCUCUCCCGUGAAUGGCUGAACGCUGUGUCACUUUAAAUGUUGCGGCCGUAAGGAAUUGUGGGACAGCAUUAUCUCCAGUCUUUCAUAAAGGAUGGCUCAGAUAAUAAAGGAAGCAUUGAAGCUCUUUUCCCAUCAUCUAAUCAAACAGCUCUUAUCAUGACUGACACUGAGGUACUUCCGGGUCAUUUCCCUCCGUUAGGAACCUUCCUAAGAAAAAAAGAGUAUUCGACCACAAUCUAAGUCUCAUUUUAUUUUACGGGUGUCAUUUUCUUCUACAUGGACCCAAUGAAAGGGUACAAUUUAACCAGUAUCAAAUGGUACCAUCUACUACAGGGAGUUUAGACCCAAGAGUGGGUAAUGUUCUGACGGCUAGUUCUGUGGAGUGCUGAGAGGAGAGGUCAUGUGAUUCAGCUGCUUAUCAAACAUCAGCCAUAUGCAUAUUUGUGAUUUGUGCCUUUUGUUCUCAGCCGUAGAUGCACCAACACUGGACCCUCACACACACACACACACACACACACACACACACACACACACACACACACACACACACACACACACACACACACACACACACACACACACACACAGGUUUCUCUCGCCACACAUGAAGGUUCAUGUUGCACAUUGUGAUUUCAGAUGUUUCAGUCCUUGGGUGUUAUUCUGUGGUUCCCUCAGGUAUCUGUGUAGUUCAAUGAAUAUAUCGCAAUGUGUCCAACGUUCUUCUAGAGAUAGUAUUAAGAGAGCACUCAUCUUACCUGAGUAGUAUUAUUUAUUGCCUUCUGUGAGUGUAAAACAUGAAUGAGUAUGCGUUCCACUGUUUUAAUCUUAGCAUGGACAACUCAAAUAGAUGUCAUAUUUAUCUCUGCUCUGCUGCCCAUAUUCAGGGAGGUACAAGCAGGCUUUCUCAGAUAAUGAGCAAACCCUUCAUCACCAUCAUCAUCACACACAUCACCUCCAACACAUGUCCACAAGUGCUUUGCAUUCAGCACCUGUAACUGUGCACAUCUGUGGAUGUACAUGUCCAGAGAACUAAACCCAGCUUCAACUGUUUUUUGCUUCGCUUCAUUUUGUGGGUUUGUUAUUUUAAAAAUGUCAAAUGAUGCUUUAUUUGAUACUUCUCAGAGGGAAAUAGCUUGUCUGUAGACCAAGGGUGGGGAACCUCCGGCCUCCUCCAACACACAGGAACGCACACAUGACCAAUGAGGGCACGAGAUAAGUUUGUGCACAGAUGGAAGGCUGACAGGCAGGUAGGCCAUCCAGUUAUUUUAGCCGGGCCGGCUCAGAUGAUUGGUCGUGCUUUUUACAGCGCCACGGCUUCCAGAGAUUAUGUGUUUUAUGGAUUUGUUGUCAAAGCACUUCAGAUAUUCAUUGCUAUCGGGAUGUUAAGAGCAUUCCAUGGAAUAUAACAACAAGUGUAUCUCGAGCCGGUUUCUCAAACGUACCUACCCCACCUUUAAGAGAAAGUCAAAUCAGCCAAACAUUAUUUAACGUACUAGUACCAAUUGCAGAACAAUCAGGAAUAUAAACAUCCAACAAAAUCAGCAUGAUUCAAAAAUACAUUUGAAAAUGACUUUAUAGAUGCCAAUAAGUCAUCUCUCAGUUGGACACUUGAUUUAUCGACAUAUUCUUGAACAAAUUGUUUAAUUUAUCACAUUUUUGAACUCUUACAAAAAUCUUAAUUAAGUUGAAAGUUAAAGUUACAUAUUAAGAUAAGUGACAACAUAUUUAAGUUAAACAUCUUUAUUUAUAUCCAUUGUGUAAUUGGUUGAGAAAUGACCCAAAAAUAGUGAAAGGACACGAAACUCAUCAACCCAUUGAGGGCUGGAUUCAAAAUCACACCAAAAAUCGAAAUGAUCCAACUCAUUAAGUCCAACGUACCUUGAAUGUGCACUUGUGUACUAAGUGACAUUCCAUCGCUGCAGAUGACAUCAUUCCCUCCAAGAAACAUCUCAGAAAUGUUUACUUAGUAAAUAUGACAUCCCUGUUUUUCCAGACCCUUGGCCUCUUACUUCAAGGGUUCUCACUUUGAAACCGAAAGCUUUAAUGUGCAGUCUGACGUUUGCUUCUAUGGAGUCCACUGUGUCAGAGCCACGCCCCCCCAUGAGUACGAUGUGUGUCCUGUCUGUAGAGGAACAGGAUCCUGCUGUAGACUCAUGCUGCAUCAUGACUCUUUUUACAAGUAAAGCAGAGAUGAAAUGAUCUGUGUACACUAAGAAGACACUUGGCAUAAUAUAGUGUCCUUUGUGUUCACGACAAUUCAUUCCUACAUACAGUGGCAGUGUGAUACCCUACCCAUGUGUUACUCGCAUUUUUAAACUACAACUAUCCAAACUCUUCAUUUCCUCUUCCGCUACUCAUGGCCUUCAUCAGUGGAUAUAAUAAUAAUAAUAAUACUACUCAGAAGUCUGUGAGCAAACCCCAUCUACUGAUGAAGACUGGGAGUGGUUUGAAAGCUCUAAAUGAUCUGGUUACUGUGCUAGAGUUUUGCUUUCAACUGAACAUGUGUAAAACCUAGAAAUCAAAAACACACUCAGAAAAGGUUUAGGUUAAAUAUUAAAGUAUAGAAUUCAUGUAAUUUUUAUAUCCAACAAUAGCUCUGGAUGAAAGUGAUCUCCACCUAUUCCAAAACCACUGCACUCCAUCCUCAUUAACGUUCAGUAUCCAGAUCCUGAGAGACACACACAUCCCAUUCAUUACACAUGUAACACACACCAUGCUGACACACUACAAACACUAUAUGUACUAAAUCAUUUGAUUUGGCUUCCUGAAAUAUAUGGUUCUUAGAUUUUGUAGUUUUAUUGUAAAAAUGUGCUGCUCUUGUAAUGUUGACUGUAUAUUAAAAGAGAUAAACAUAU